AUGUGGGUCAUCUUCAAUCUUGCGCCUCAGGGCAUCUUUGUCAAGUUUGCUGGGUCUUCCUGCACGUGGUUUGUCUUCAAGCUUCUCAUCGUCCACACGAAACUUUGCGAACCAUCUGGUCACCGUAGAAUAACUCACAACAUUCUUACCCUCAUUUUCGUUUAUGAUUCUGAAGGUUUCUGCCGCAGUAUUUCCGCGUUUGAAUUCAUUCCAUAUAAUCACGCGCACGCGAGAUUUCUCGAUUUUUUUCUAAUACCUAAAACAAUACAAAAAAAUGAAAUUAAGUUAUGUAACUUACCUUUUUGAAUAAUUUAGGUAACAAACAAACAAACAAAAAAAGAAUUUUUUCUUUCCGUCAAGAAAUAAAUUUUUCCUGAUUUUUCAAAGUUUACCUACUCAAAUAUUGCAGAACUUUCCGGACAACCUAAUAAUAUAUAGUUUUAAAAUUUUUUUAUUUUAGAAAAACAACUAUCUUCUGAAAAAGACGACGACAAUCAAGCACCGAUCGUCAGACUCCCUCUCCUUGCAGUCAGAGAACUACCUGAAGCUUCUGAGAUCAAUUUAGUGUGUACAGUUACUGGUAUUCCACCACCAAAGAUCGAGUGGUUCAAAGACGACGAGUUGGUCACUUUUGCCAACUUUAAGGUAAGUUUAGAGUUAAAACUGUUUACAACAAGAUUCUGUAGAAUUUACCAAAGUUACAAUGUAAACUAAAAAUUAUUCAACUUGAAAUUGCAGUAUGACAAUGGAAUAGCUACACUAAACAUCCCCGAAGCAAAGCUCAUUCAUUCUGGAAUAUACACCUGCUUGGCCAAGAACAGAUUUGGCACAGUUAGAUCGUCAGGAGUACUCUACAUUCAACGUAAGAUAACACAAAAUUUUAUUUUAGACAAAGUAAAACAGAAUAUAAAAGACCAAUUUUUAAAAUUAUAUGUUUUAGCUAAACCAAGCGAUGCUCAAAAAGCGCCCCGUUUUGAAGAACUGUUGUGUAACUCUACGGUCGAAAACGGAAGAGAGUUGUCUUUGGUUUGUAAGGCUGUAGGAAAACCUCAACCUUCGAUCACUUGGUUGAAAGACGGCUUGAAGAUCAUACCCAAUCAACGGUUGAUCCAGUACACAGACAGACGAGGAGUUGUAAGGCUAAACAUCAUCAACUGCAAAGCUGAAGAUGCGGGAGAAUAUUCUUGUGAAGCAGAAAACGGGUUUGGUCGAGAUUUUACUCAUUGCACAGUCAAAGUUGUAGAUGACAAAGAAAAGGCAAUGAAUGAGAAGAAAAUGGACAAGUCUCCACAAAUUACACGGAACUUGGUGGAUGGUAACGUGCACGAAGGCAAUAAGUUUGUCUUCGAAUGUGAACUAGAAGCAGACGAUUCGCCUGUCGUCAAAUGGUAUCACAAUAAAACUCUGAUUGAAGAUGAGAAGACUUUAAGAACUUAUUUCGACGGUAGAUUAGCCAUUCUGAAGGUCUUUGAAGCUAGCAGUAGCCACGCUGGAGUCUACGAAUGUGUGGCAUCUAACGCGUUUGGUGAGGUAUUUUCGUCAGCUUCCUUGCUUGUUGAAAAAAGCGAGGAAUCAGAGGAAUACCCACCAAACAUGCCAGAAUUUACAACAAAGAUUCGAGACUUGACGGUGAAGGAAGGGGAAGACGCUUCUUUCACAUGCACGGUGAAGGGAGCUUUGAAUCCGUCAAUCCAAUGGUUGUUUAAUGGAAGCGCGUUAGUAAACUCAACGCAAACGAUAAUACAAAGUAACGACAACACACACAUGCUGGCUAUCAGGAAUGUGUUAACGGCGAAUGCUGGGGUCUACACAGCGAUUGCAAAGAACAUAUACGGAGACAUUCACUGUUCGGCCGAACUGACAGUCGAAAAAGGUGGGUGUUUUAUAUAAAAUUGAAAGAAAAAGGUAAUAUUGCGAUAGCUAGGUAUUUUAAUAUAAAAAGAAUUGACUUCAUCGACAAAUGUUAAGAUCCUACCUUAUACACUUAACCAAUAGCUCUAUUGAUCGUAUAAUUUAGACGAGAGCCAGCCACUGAUCACCCCCAUAUUUCGGUACCCAUUGCACGACAAAACCGCUAUUGUCGAAGAAAGUGUUUCUUUGAAGUGCAGUGUCGAUGCGGCUCCACCUCCAAGUAUAAUAUGGGAGAAAGACGGCAAAGUCGUUCAACCAAGCAACCGAUUACGGUUCGCUCAAGCAAACAACGUUUACGCUCUCAAGCUGCACGAUGUUGACAUGAAUGAUGCUGGAAACUACCUGGUUGGUUACAUACUCAGUAGUUAAAUAUAUUACUUUAGGUGCGAAUUACCAACCCACUGGGAAGCAUAACGUCGGAGUGCGUGUUAAUGAUAGCUACGGAAAGCGGCGCGGACUCACACUUGGUCGCCGCUGAAAGUGACAUAAACCGGCCAGAGUUUCUCGUCAAGCCUCCCGAAGAGAAUUCGGUUUCAGAAGGCUCUCCACUCGAGCUGAGAGUUAAGGUCAAAGGAUAUCCGACACCCAACGUCAAAUGGCUUAAGGAUGGCAAAGAGAUCGCUCGCACUAACCGGUCGUAUCACACCCGCGUUACUGGUGACGGACAAUAUGUUUUGUUGAUCGAAUGCGCGAUCCUGAAGACUUCUGGCACAUUCACUUGUGUGGCGUCUAACAAGCACGGUCACAGUGAAUGUCAUACUCAGCUGAAGGUGAAAAAGCGAGGUAAAAUACUGCUUUAUGACUUGAUCUUUUCGCAAGUUUUCUAUUGAUGCUAAAAUUUUAGCUCCAAGUAGUUAUUUUAGACGUAGAGCAAUAUAAAUUUUUCUUUUUUAAAUAUUGAUUACUUAUGUUUCAGCAUCUUUCAAAAGCACCGGCGAGUCGCUGCCACCAAUAUUUGCUUCUAAGCCGAGCAACUUGACUGUCACAGCCGGCAGUCCCGCCAGUUUUAAAUGUCAGGUAACAGGAAAUCCUGUACCAACAAUCAGCUGGCUGUUUGUUGACACUAACAACAACAAACAUUUACUCGAGUUUGAACAAAGUGGCUGGAAACUGAGGAACAACGGUGGUGUCUACAAGAUCGUCACCGAUACCGCUGUGAAGUUUCAAGAAGGAACAUACGAAUGCACUGCAAGAAACAACGAAGGCACAGCCAUGUGUUCAGCUACUCUUGUUGUGAAUGACAGUGAAGUGAGCAUGGGCCCUCCAAGGAUUCUAGAACCGAUGAAUAAUGCGGCAGCGGCUCUUAAUGAGGAAUGUAGCUUUCAAGUGAAGGCUGCUGGUACACCGACUGCUGUCGAAUGGUUUCACAAUGAUAAAAGAGUAUCAGAAGAUCAUAGGAUUAAGGUAUGAUAACUUACUUUUUAUAAUCGUUGUUUUUUUAAACAAAAUGAUACAAGAGUAAUAUUUCUUUUUCAGCUUCGUCAAAGCAAAGCCAACUGUUACGAACUUCACAUUACUUCUAUCAAACUAUCAGAUGUCGGUUCGUAUGUUUUGAAGUUAUCUAACAACGACGGAGAGACUUCAUCUGAAGCCAUCCUGAAUGUGAAGCCAAGUACUCUGCCAUUGAAUCCUCACCCUAAGCAAUUGAAAUCUCCGAUUGUGUCCCCAUUAAGCCCAUUAUUCCAAUUGAUGCCUGAGACCGAGACCGUAGAACCUAAGAUUAGUUUGAAGCGGAAAGGAGCCGCUCCCGACUUUGUAGUUGGACUACAAGACAUCGAGGUGGCAGCGGGAGACGUGGCUGCUGUUGCUGGAAAAUUGCAACCAAAAAGUUAGUUUUUUGAAAUUUAAAAAUUAAAAGUUUUAACUUGUACAAAAUGUUUAAAACUUGUUAAAAUAUUCACAAGGUAUAAAAGUAUACACAAAUUCAGCAAACUAAACCUAAAAUCAUAUAAUUUCAGAACGAAAACACCGAUUGUUCGAAAAACACAAUCAGGAGGAUCCCAAGACAUUGGCCGGCUCUUUAGUAGCUCGUUUAAGUAAUGAGAACGACGAACAAAUGGACUACUCCCCACAACAACCACGGCCAAAUACCAGUGAGUAAAAUGAAUCCCCGUUCCAUAAUUAUGUGUCUAUUAUUUAGCUCUGGCUGAAAUCGGCAAAACUAUCGCCAAGCGGAAUAAAGAGCCAUGUGCGCCAAAAUUCUUUGUCAAACCGAAGCCCAAGACCGAAAUUGAGGAAGGCAAGUCGUUGCGUCUUAAGGCCGCGGUUAGUGGAAACCCAAUCCCCGAUGUUCGUUGGGACAAAAACGGAGUGAUUUUGGAGACCGGUAACAAAUUCUCAAUUUACAACGACGGCGACCUCUACUUCCUCGAAGUGCACCACCUCAGCACUUUCGACCAGGGCUUCUACAACUGCACCGCCACCAAUAUUGAUGGCUUUGCCACGUGCACCACACACGUCCUGGUCUCCACGUCCGACACCCUCAUAGACAAACUCAAAAAGAAUAUGAAGAAACAACAGACGCCACUCGAGUUCUUGGAAGUUUUGCCAGGACGAGAGAAGGUAAGUGAACAUAUUAAUGUAAAGGUUCAAACCAUAAAAGUGCUUUCCUCAGGGAAUGUGCAGUCAUAAGCAAUUACACUAAUUUUCGGCAUUUUUUAUUAACUUUGGGUAUUAUUUCAUGCUCCUAGAGCCAAACAGAGCAACAACUAGUAAAAACACUUUCAAGUUGCAUCUUUCAAGUUUUAAAAUUUACUUUUUAGGUAAAUGUGGGACAAACUUUGUCUUUGGAAUGUAUUGUUACUGGUUACCCAGCUCCAGACAUUCUCUGGCAAAGGAAUGGCACUACUUUGGUACCUCAAACCAAUAAGUACCAAAUGUUCUUUGACGGUGAAUGUUCCACUUUGCGUUUUAUGUCAUUAUCUGCUGCUGAUGAAGGGACCAUCGUGUGUGUAGCGGAGAACCCCCUGGGCAAAGUGAUGACACAAACCUAUUUAGAAGUCGUGUCAUCUAACACUGGAAGUGCUAACACCCCACAAUUCAAGAAGGAACACGUUAAAAAGCAGAAGACUGUUGACGGAAAAGCGUUGGUGAUUGAAGCACCUCUCAAGAACAGUAAGAACAUUGUUUUAUAAUUAUGUUCUUUCUUGUUUACAAGGAAAGUACCCAACCUGCAACUCUCAGAAUUAGCUUAAAAUUUUUAUACGGAUUCUUUGUAGUACAGUAGCACAUAUAAAAAAUCUUAGCUUGCGGUUUUAAGUUUUACAAUUAAUAUAUUUAAAUUUCCCGCCAACUUGGCAAAUUUGGCAUUGUGUUGCAAGCACUUUUUUGACUUUCCAAAGAAGAUAGACUUACAAAUUUAAAAUUGCAGGUUCAUUUGAAGCUUUUCUAUCAUUACAUUAAAGAAAAAUAGUUAGAAGUCAAAAAAUAAGAAAGUUAUAAACUUGAAACACUAUGCCAAUUUGGCGGGAAAUUCAAAACGUGAAUCUUUGAUCUCGAUUUUCUCAAGUCUGGCCGCAAACCGCAACUUAGGAUUUUGCAUAAGAUGUUACAUUUACAUGAUCUUGCAAUUAAAAAAUUUUGAACGAAAUCUGAGCGUUGCAGGUCGGGUACCUUCCUUGUUAGUUACAUUUACAAUUUAAAAAAAGUUGAAUUCAGGUUAUAAAGUUUUACUUUUUACUAAAAAUAUAAUUUAGGUUUUGAGAAAGUCGAAUUCAAAUGGAUGAGUGGAAACAUUACCAUCGAAGAUUCCGAAGCUUUUAAAUACGGUCGAAGAAAGAACAACUUAACCUUGACGAUCACUGAUCCCUUCCCCGAAGAUUCUGGAGAAUACGUUUGCGUAGCUCAGAAUCGGCACGGAGAAUCUCAGUUCACGGCCGAAGUAACGAUAACUGAUGACAUGAAGUCUAUAUCCCAUGUCAAGAAACCGAUUCUGAAGCCGAAACAACCCACGAUCUACGGAUCAGAAGGCUGUUCAGUAGACCUGACGGCCGAAGCUUCUGGAUCAGAUCCAGUCAUCUCCUGGUUCCAAGAACAGGAGCAAAUAUUAGCGGACGAGAAGCACGAAAUGAUCAACAGCUCCAAUGAACACACUCUCAGAAUCCACGACUUUGAGAAGAGCGAUCAAGGAGGCUACAAGCUUCUGGCUAUCAACAACGCCGGGAUUGCCGAAGCCACAUUCGACCUUCAGUUGCAGUCAAACACAAAGUUAAGGUAUGGUUACUGUCUUUUAUGUCUAAAUUUGUUCAAAAAAGGCGUAGAAUUCAGUUUUUUUUUGUAUUUUUAAAGCUGUGUAGCAGGCUGUAUGUAUGAUUUUUAUCAAAAUAUUAUUACAUUGAGUACUUACUAUAAUAUAAUUCGAAAAUUAUUUUGAAAAGUUUUAGAAACGGAACGAAACCAAGUUUUGUACAAUUCCCAAAGAAUGUACAAAGCAAACCAAACGAAACAGUUACAGUAACUUGUGAAUUCGAAGGAGACCCAGUACCUAAAGUUAGCUGGUUUAAGGGAUCUCGACAACUCGAAUCCAAUGAGAAUAUUGUAAUUGAAACCACACCUACGAGUAGCCAGCUGUCGAUCUCGAUGGUCGACGCUGACUUGCAGGGAGAAUAUCUGUGUACGAUAAGGAACCCAUUUGGAGAAGAACUCAACAGUUUGACAAUAUUAAUGUUACGUAAGUUCAUGGAGUUUGUUGCAUGUUUAAGUGUUUGGUCCAGUGUAACAAUAGGUAACAACAAUAAUGUGUCUUACCGUAACUUAGUUCAUGUUUUAGGUUAUAUAAUGCUUUCAGAUAUACGUUAUCGUGUUACCGUCCUCCUUUCAGAUGUAUACAACACAAUGUUAUUUUUGUUAUGUUCAUUAGUCCAGUCCAUCCAAAUGGUCGUUUUUUAUAACACAAAAGUAACAUAUUUUUGUAACACGCAUUGCCUAUGAUAAUAUUUUGUCGGUUUAGAAGACGGACUUGCUACAUGGUAA
This is a messenger RNA of Bursaphelenchus okinawaensis, 6882 nucleotides long. The record is from the annotation of a GenBank genome assembly. Lineage: Eukaryota; Metazoa; Nematoda; Chromadorea; Rhabditida; Aphelenchoididae.